Molecule: messenger RNA, 973 nt
Organism: Saitoella complicata NRRL Y-17804
Lineage: Eukaryota; Fungi; Ascomycota; Saitoellomycetes; Saitoellales; Saitoellaceae
Product: acyl-CoA N-acyltransferase
Exons: 1
Coding region: 134-667 (177 amino acids)
Molecular function (GO): acyltransferase activity, transferring groups other than amino-acyl groups
Source: RefSeq, a predicted model, not a curated record
GAAGCAAGACGAACAUCCUUGGAAAAUGAGAUGAAGCGCAGAAGAGCACGGGAAGGGGAUUGCUACAUUCGUUACGAUCUACACAAUUUAAGCUCAGACCCUGCAGCUACUAUGACUCCCCAGAUUUCGGUCCAUGUGCCUUCUCGGUGUACAUAAGGACAACUUACACCAUUCCGUAGACUCAAUUACAAUGAGCCACUCAACAGAAGUCCAGAUUCGCCGAAUAACCCCCGAUCAAACCAUCCCCCUCCGCCAUUCCGUCCUCUGGCCUGAUCGACCGCAAUCCUACGUCCUCCUCGAAGACGACUUUUCUGACACUGCAACACACUUUGGCGCAUUUAUCUUAUCAUCCACCGUCCCAAUCGGCGUCAUCUCACUAUUCGCAUUACCGUCCGACGACGCAAACACAGCAAGUUACCGAUUCCGCAAAUUCGCAGUCGACCCGGCACACCAGAACCGCGGCAUCGGCACCUUACUCCUACAAAAAGUAAUGACGACCUGUAUGGAACGGGGAGCGAGCGAGGUAUGGUGUGAUGCGCGGAUUGAUGCGUGCGGGUUGUAUGAGAAAUUUGGUAUGUAUAAAAAUCAAGGGCAGGGGGAAUGGGUGAAGGGAGGGAUUGAGUAUGUUAGGAUGGUCAAGCAAUUCAACAGUCCUACAAAUGGAUAACGCGAUCGAUUGCUACGUCAAGGGAUGAGUGAGGGAGGGGUCCAGAGCGAGGGGAAGUAAUCAAACGAUGGGUUAUCUGCAACCUCUCGAAUUACGGUAGACAGCAGGGUCGAGUUAUUAGGGUCCGUUUCCGGAGCCGUGUGCCACACCAGCUGGCGCCGACCCAGCAGCAUGCACUGAUACGGCGGGAGUCUCAGCUGCUCUCCGCGGCCAAAUUCGAAGCGGCCGGAGUUUGUUCGCAUCCGGAAAGCAUCCAAAUAACGAAGUGUUUCACCGACAUAUGCAAGACCUCACCGCGUGAGUCCC